Nilaparvata lugens (brown planthopper) is the source of this 381-nucleotide messenger RNA. RefSeq names its product zinc finger protein 425-like. Gene Ontology annotation, cellular component: nucleus. Gene Ontology annotation, biological process: regulation of transcription by RNA polymerase II. Gene Ontology annotation, molecular function: DNA-binding transcription factor activity, RNA polymerase II-specific; RNA polymerase II transcription regulatory region sequence-specific DNA binding. The transcript has 3 exons. The record is from RefSeq and is a predicted model, not a curated record. Bases 1 to 381 code for a protein of 126 amino acids. NCBI's taxonomy places the organism in Eukaryota, Metazoa, Arthropoda, Insecta, Hemiptera, Delphacidae.
AUGAAUUUCAACCUCUCAUCAGAGGAAGAUAUGCUGUGUCAGAAAUGUUUCCGCAGAUACAAAUCGAGAGGAUCUCUGUUGCGACAUCUGAAGAUGGAGUGCGGGAAGUUACCCGGAUUUCAGUGUCCCAAAUGCCCCUACAUGUCGAAACAAAAAGCACCCAUGAAGAGGCACAUUGUUCUUAUGCAUAUGCAGAAAGAUAUGCUGUGUCAGAAAUGUUUCCGCAGAUACAAAUCGAGAGGAUCUCUGUUGCGACAUCUGAAGAUGGAGUGCGGGAAGUUACCCGGAUUUCAGUGUCCCAAAUGCCCCUACAUGUCGAAACAAAAAGCACCCAUGAAGAGGCACAUUGUUCUUAUGCAUAUGCAGAGUGAUUCUAUUUAG